AUGACCCAGCAGAUCCCCAUGUCCUUUCGUCGAACAACCUCAGACCUCUCCUCCCCCGUCGGCGACUCUUCACCAACACACUACCACAACACCAGCAACACCGACAACAUGGUUCGCUCAUCUUCAGCAGAGCCCGCCAAGACCACCAAGCGGAAGGGCACCCGAAGCGUCUCUACCCUCACACCCUCACAACUCGCCCGCAAGCGAGCCAACGACCGCGAGGCUCAACGAGCCAUCCGGGCCAGGACCAAGGAGCACAUUGAGCGUCUGGAGCGCGAGCUGGAGGAACUCAAGAGCAAGCAGAGCCGCGACCAGACCGUCCAGGAGCUCCUGCGCCGGAACAAGGCGCUCGAGGAGGAGCUCAUGCGACUCAAGGAGACCAUGGGCGUGUCCAUGACCUCGUCGCCCUACUCCACACCAGUCUACGAUGAUAACCUCAGCUCCGGCAGCGGCGCCAUCCCCAGCCCUCGCGGUUCACCCUUCCCCUCUGGCGACUAUAACUCCCUCCCCGACUAUGGACAGCAAUAUGUCCCCCUCCCCAAUAACUGCGAGUCAUGGGCCAACACAGUUCCCUGCCCCGUCCCCUCCAACGUCUCCAGCCCCUCAUCAUCAGCCGACGACUACAGCGCAGGCUACAUCCCCACGAGCGUGCCAGCUUCGAUGCUGCCGUCCAACAACACAAGCACGUCGAGCAUCAACGCAGUAGGCCACAAGGACGUGAUCAAGAUGGAGUACGAAGAAGUGGACCAUCACGUGUCUAGACGCCGGGUUCCGCCUCAGCAAUCCCUCGCUUCCGCCCGCCACCCCCCAUACCUACAUGCAACAGCAACACCACCAGCAUCAACAGCCCGCGUGGAACAUGUAUCCGGUCUACUACCCCCAGGCGCAGUCCUCGGUUCACUGAAGGGCCACCACACGCCGAGCUCCCCCGGCAGCUGGCCGGUGCCCGUCCUGACGACAGCGCCGGCCUGCCGCUUCGACGAGCUCCUGGUGGGCUUCCUUCAGGACUGCCGCCGCAUGACAACCGCCGAGUCCAUCUACCAGACGCUGGGGCCGGCCGCCGUGGACGUGCGGUCUCUGUUCCGGAGCCACGACGCUCAGGGACAGCUUCCGUGCUCGCCUCACCCCAUCACUGACCUGAUCCGCAGCCUGGUGGACAUUGCGGGCAUGACGAGGCUCACCGAGAGGAUUGCGAUUUUUGCGCCUCUGCAGACAUUGGUCUGCUGGCUGGCUCACCCCACGGCCGAGAGGCGAGCACGCGUGGGCGAAGACUACCUACCGCGAGAGAAGCAGCUGUCGAUCCGGCACCCUCAAUGGAUCGACCUCGUCCUCUGGGGCGGACUGCGCGAGGCCAUGAUAGACCAGCAAGGGGCGUACGCCACGGAAGAGUUCCAGCGGGUCUACUUUGACUCAUUGCGCCUCAUCAACUGGCCCUACCAGCCGCUCGACGGGCUAGUGACAGAUCCCCAGACGGGCCAUGUUGGGCUCACGGAUGCCCUCAUGGCGCACGCCAUGAACGGGGCCAACUGGCGGCUGAGCGAGGCGUUUGCCCAGCGGUACCCUGAGCUUGUCGAGCUUGUCGAGGUGGAGAGUCAAUGA
Messenger RNA from Fusarium keratoplasticum, 1599 nucleotides. RefSeq lists its product as uncharacterized. The coding region runs from base 1 to 1599 and encodes 532 amino acids. NCBI's taxonomy places the organism in Eukaryota, Fungi, Ascomycota, Sordariomycetes, Hypocreales, Nectriaceae. Gene Ontology annotation, molecular function: DNA-binding transcription factor activity. Gene Ontology annotation, biological process: regulation of DNA-templated transcription. The record is from RefSeq and is a predicted model, not a curated record. The transcript has 4 exons.